Molecule: messenger RNA, 3052 nt
Organism: Amaranthus tricolor (Joseph's coat)
Lineage: Eukaryota; Viridiplantae; Streptophyta; Magnoliopsida; Caryophyllales; Amaranthaceae
Product: granule-bound starch synthase 2, chloroplastic/amyloplastic-like
Exons: 8
Coding region: 411-2795 (794 amino acids)
Molecular function (GO): alpha-1,4-glucan glucosyltransferase (UDP-glucose donor) activity
Source: RefSeq, a predicted model, not a curated record
CUACAAGAAAGUUUUACAUAAGAUAUCAGACAUGCUUCGAAAGUCAUCUUCUACAAGAAUGUCAAGAAGUCCACAAUCACACUGCACACAGGACGAGUAUAUUGUUUGCUUUCCCCAAAAAAAUUCAAUUUAUCUUUCCAUCUGUUCUUGAUUAGUGUGAACCUCAAAAAUUCCCAGGUUUUUCAUGAUCCCAAAAUGAUGUGGGCUCUUCUUUUUAAACGAACGUGUUAGUUUUAGUCUUCCAGACGCAAAUUUUCUUCAAACUCUUUGUCAUUCCCCUUCAUUUGAUUCCACUUUAAUCGCAAUUUCGGAUUCUGGGUUUACUUCAAAUUCCAAUUUCUUGAAUUGGGCAACUUUAGUUUUUCUCAGACUAUAUUCCUUUUCCUUCAAGCAUUACGUCGAACACGUAAAUGGCGUCUUUAAAUUCACUCCGUUUUAUGGUUGAAACAAGGUGUUCACUUCAUAACUCAAAUGGAUCGCAUCUCUUAUCAUGUCAGCGCAGAAAACCUGUUAAUGGUGGUGGUUUCCUUAAAUUUAUGGACCAUAAUAGUAAUGGGAGAUUAUCUUUAUACUGUGUGAAAUCAGUGAGUGGGUGUAGAAGAAGUAAUUCGAUGAGAUAUAAUCGUUUGAAGGCAAUUGGGGAUGAUUUAAAUGAAGGUGAACAUAGCAAAGAAGAUAAAGAUGAAAAUGAAGAUGCUAUUGAUGCUACAAUUGAGAAGAACAAUAAGGUUUUAGCUAUGCAGAAAGAGCUUUUACAACAGAUUGCUGAACGGAAAAAGCUAGUUUCAUCUAUAAGAAAUAGUGUAAUCAACUCCGAUGAUGCACCAGCUGACAAAGCUUACAACUCUCAAAAUGAUGCUCUUGGUGCAAACCAAACACUUGUAAAAAAUGAGUAUGACAUUAGUACUGGUGCUGCAAGACAAUCUGAUUCAGCUUCCAGCAAGGUAAACGCAGACCAGCUGCAAGUUCCACUAAGUUUGCUAAAAGAGAAAAGUGGACAAACGAAAUCAGCAUUGGAAAUGUCAAAUCUUGAUUCGUCUCAGCCAAAAGAGGUCUUGACCAAGGCGACAGAAACUGACUCCUCCAUAUCAAAUGGAAGCCCAAUUGUUGGAAAAAGAGAAAUGAAAACUAUUGGAAGUUUACCACGUGAGGCAAGUGCCAAUGGCGUAGAUACAUCAAGCACCAAUAAAUCUUCUAGCAUCAAGGAUAGAGAGGAAAAAAAAUUAGGAGAAUCAUACUUCAAGGAGCUGAGUGAGCUGGUGAACGACGCUGCUGUUGAAGAUGAUAAGCCUCCUCCUCUUGCUGGCCAAAAUGUGAUGAAUGUUAUCUUGGUUGCUGCUGAAUGUGCACCUUGGUGUAAAACAGGUGGGCUUGGAGAUGUUGCUGGCGCCUUGCCGAAAGCUUUGGCUCGGCGAGGGCAUCGAGUAAUGGUUGUGAUACCUCGAUAUGCUGAAUAUGCUGAUUGUCAAUAUACAGGAGUGAGGAAAAGAUACAAAGUGGCUGGUCAGGAUAAUGAAGUAUUAUAUUUCCAUACGUACAUUGAUGGUGUGGACUUUGUAUUCAUUGAAGCCCCAAUGCUUCGAAAUCUUGGGAAAGAUAUAUAUGGAGGAAAUAGGCUGGACAUUUUGAAGCGUAUGAUUCUAUUCUGUAAGGUGGCAGUUGAGGUUCCUUGGCAUGUUCCUUGUGGAGGCGUGUGCUAUGGUGACGGAAAUUUGGUAUUUAUUGCAAAUGAUUGGCAUACUGCACUCCUUCCUGUGUAUUUAAAGGCAUACUAUCGCGACAAUGGACUGAUGAAGUACACAAGAUCAGUGCUUGUUAUCCACAACAUAGCUCAUCAGGGCCGGGGUCCUGUAGAUGACUUCAGUUAUGUGGAUCUUCCUCCACACUACCUUGAUUACUUCAAGUUGUAUGAUCCUGUGGGUGGAGAGCAUUUUAAUAUUUUUGCUGCUGGUCUCAAGGCUGCUGAUCGUAUUUUGACCGUUAGUCAUGGGUAUGCCUGGGAGUUGAAAACUCAAGAGGGUGGUUGGGGUUUGCAUGGGAUCAUUAACGACAAUGAUUGGAAAUUGAGAGGCAUAGUGAAUGGUAUCGAUGUGACAGAAUGGAACCCGGAAUUGGAUCUUCAUUUACAAUCUGAUGGUUACACUAACUAUUCGCUCGACACACUUAAACCCGGCAAAGCACAGUGCAAGGCAGCUUUACAGAAUGAGCUCGGUUUACCUGAUCGUGAGGAUGUUCCAUUGAUUGGUUUCAUUGGGAGGCUAGAUGGUCAGAAAGGUGUUGACAUCAUUGCAGAAUCAAUUCCGUGGUUAAGCAGCCAAGAUGUGCAGCUAGUCAUGUUAGGUACCGGGAGGCCUGACCUAGAACAAAUGCUCAGGGAGUGUGAGAGUCAAUACCCAGAUAAAAUAAGGGGAUGGGUUGGGUUUUCUGUAAAGACAGCCCACCGGAUCACAGCUGGCGUAGAUAUUUUGCUCAUGCCUUCAAGAUUUGAGCCUUGUGGGCUUAACCAGUUAUAUGCAAUGCAUUACGGAACAAUUCCAGUCGUUCAUGCUGUUGGUGGACUGAGAGAUACGGUCCAACCUUUUGACCCGUAUAACAAUACAGGCUACGGCUGGACAUUUGACCGGGCUGAAGCAAACCGCUUGAUUGAUGCUUUAGGAAACUGUUUAUUAACUUACCGUCAAUACAAGGAGAGUUGGGAAGGUCUCCAAACACGCGGAAUGACUCAAGAUCUUAGUUGGGACCAUGCUGCUGAGAUUUAUGAGGAAGUCCUUGUUGCUGCUAAGUACCAGUGGUGACCAUUUACUUGCUCACGCCUCUAGUUCAGCUCAGGUACUCUGUCGCUACACUGAUUCGGCUGAAGUCGGUACCUUCUCUAUAGGGAAGAACUUCUGUAUUUAUAUGUAUGUUUCUGGUUGUAAUCUCGAGUGUAAUCUCUUGUUGAGAUGCUGCAAAAUAGUAGAUGAUAGUGGAAGCAAUAAAUGUAUACAAGGAGCAUUUUGUAGUAAUAUGUAUAUAAUAGUGCUGGCUAUGGUGAAUUGCACCCUUGGUGAUC